AUGGAGUUUAGCCCUGAAACAACUUUUGAAGAUGAAUUCGACGAAAACACCAACGGAAAUGUCGUAUUUGCUUGGCCUGGGUUCGAUGCCAAUAAACUGUUAAUUUACAGAGAAAUAUUCAAUGGGGGAUUUUCAACCACAGUUGGCUCUCGAGAUCUAACAACCGGCGGCAUUGUCGCCAUAAAGAAAGUGGAAUUUGAUUACCUGGGCAAUAUCUUUACUCCUAUUGAGGAUUUGAAAAGACGUGUCUUAAAUAAAGUACGCGAGCAAACCAAUAAAAUAAAAGAAAUUGCAGCAGCUUCCGUAAUUGAAUCGAUAGAUUUUGUAACAGAGCCAAAUAGAAUUAUUGUCAUAUCUCAAUUACAGUUGUCUGGAGAUUUAUUUAACUGGAUGCUACAGCAGCCCGUUUUACAAUUGCGUAAUGUUCUCUUGGUUGUCAAUUACUUAUUUAGGGCCUUUGAUUAUCUUCAUUCACAAGGUUACGCCCAUGGUUAUCUAAAUCCAACUAAAAUUUUAUUUCAAAAUACAGCCCCACAUUCAGUGUUAGUCAAACCAGAUUUGAGUAUCAAAAAGGAACUUGCCUAUCUCUUAAAUGAUCCCCUGAUUACCUGCCAAAGUUGCACCUCACCGGAAGAAAUAAAGAGACUAGCAGAUACUUUUGAAAAUGGGCGCCAAAGUGAAUCCAAUUUUUCCCCCACAAAAGAGAUGGAUAUCUGGAGCAUGGGAGUUGUUAUACUUAUUGCAUUGACUGGAGUCAACUUCUUUCAAUUUGAUAAAAUAGAUGAUCUUAGGCAGCCAUUCGAUGUGCUAUUAGAAGAAGCAUUCAGGCAUCCAACAAUGCAAAUGAUUGGUGAGAACUUUUUAAUAAAUCUAAGAAAAGUACUUGCUGUCGAUCCUUCAACUCGAAUUUCUGCAGCAGAUGCGGCAGCAAUAAACUGGGCAGAGGAUGCAAAUGUUGCUGACGAAAAUCUAAAUCUUCUAUAUAUUAUUGAACAUGAUCUGAUGAAUUCCUGUAGAUAUUACCGAACAUACGGCCAGGCAGUGCUUAAAAAGCUGCGUAAUUCUAUUCAUCUUGAAUAA
Rodentolepis nana is the source of this 1080-nucleotide messenger RNA. The record is from the annotation of a GenBank genome assembly. NCBI's taxonomy places the organism in Eukaryota, Metazoa, Platyhelminthes, Cestoda, Cyclophyllidea, Hymenolepididae.